Molecule: messenger RNA, 1194 nt
Organism: Physella acuta
Lineage: Eukaryota; Metazoa; Mollusca; Gastropoda; Physidae
Product: ficolin-2
Source: RefSeq, a predicted model, not a curated record
UGUGUGACUACAACCAUGGGGACUCUGAAAAUGUCUGCUCUAGCUUUUGUUCUAGUGUUUGCUCUCAACUUUUUUCUGUGUUCUGGUCAACACGACGAUGACAAAAUAAAACCUCAAGACAUGCAAAAAAGAGAGGACACGAUUAACAAGCGCCCCUCUACGGAUUGCGCCCUAGGCGACAGCAUAGUUCGCCUUAUAGGUAGCGCAAGACCUGCCGGCAUGAACAAUCUUGUUUUAGCGGACAUGACAAAGGCUGGAGUAGAUGCCAACAGAGCAGUGUGUGAUACCAAGACUGACGGUGGAGGGUGGAUAAUUAUUCAGAGACGUAUCAAAGGUGAUGUGAGCUUUACAAGAACUUGGAACGAUUAUAAAAACGGAUUUGGCUCAAAUUCUGGAGACUUCUGGAUAGGAAAUGACGUUAUUUAUCAGCUAACAAACUUAGGUUAUAAUGAACUCAGAUUUGACAUGAAAUAUAAAGGUAACGACUUCUACGCUGUGUACAGAGGUUUUAAGAUAGAAAAUGAAGCAGCAAAGUAUAAGAUGAGCUUCAGUUCAUUCAGUGGAGGGAAUGUUAGAGACGAGUUUAGUCAGCACAAGGGCAUGAUGUUUACAACCAUUGACUCUGAUAACGAUGAGUUGUAUAAUGACAACUGUGCUGUAAGCAGGAGUGGUGGUUGGUGGUUUCAUAAUUGUUACAGGGUUAACGUCAACGGUGAAUGGGCGAGUCGUGUUGAUUUGAAAGGAAUUCAAUGGUCUAGCACUACAGGCUGGACUGACUCUCUAGACAUUGUUGAGAUGAAACUUCGUCGAAUGUAAACAACCUAAAAACGACGCUAUGGUAACAUAAUGGAUAUACAGCAAUCAAAUUACUUACAUAAUAUUCAGGAACAUAAGCAACAUUACAUAUAUUAAAAUUAAAAUAAAUAGAUCUAAAUAUUUAACUAAGGCAAUAUUUUCUUGAUGGUGAGUAUACAUAAGAAGUUUAAAAAUAACGAACAUUAAACCAAACAUUUUAUUUGAAAAAAAUAAUUUUAAAAACUACAACAGAGUUUGUUUUGCUAUUAUGAUGUAAUAAAGCCAAAUAUACACUCAUCUGGAAUUGUAAUUCCUCAUAGAUUGACUGUGUGUGUGUUAGCCAUUAAAACAGGAAAAAAACGACUAUGAUGGUGUCAUUUAUUUCUUGCAUAUUCAUAA